GUACAGAUGCAUAGAUACGCUGUUUUUCGAGUUCAGAAUCUUGCCAAGUUGUACUAUUUGCCAUUGAAACAUACAGCCUUGAACAAGAUGGAAAAUAAGAUACCAGAGCUCAAGUUACCCCAUGUGAAGAUAGCUCGUCCUGAUCAUGUCACAGAAGUGAUUCAGAAUAUGAUCAAAGAUGGCCAUGACAAGUUACAGGUGACAGCUGAUUUUGAUUUCACUUUGACGAAAUUCAAAGAAAAUGGCACACAGUGUGCUGGCACUCAUAAUGUUCUAGAAGAGGGACAUGUUUUGCCAGAUUUCUAUAAAGAAGAGGCGAGGGCAUUAAGGGAUCACUAUUUUCCUAUUGAGACCAACCCUCAACUAACUAUGGAAGAAAAAAUUCCAAUUAUGGUGGAAUGGUGGACAAAAGCCCAUGAUUUGUUGGCGAAGUGUAACAUAAAUAAAGAUGAUGUUAGACAAAUGGUGGAAAAUUCAACUGCCAAACUAAGGGAUGGUUGUACAUGGUUUUUUGACCAGUUACAUGCUAAUGAGAUCCCUCUCCUGAUCUUUUCUGCGGGGAUUGGUGAUGUCAUCAUUGAGGUCAUCAAACACCAGGCAACUCUCCAUGACAACAUGAAGGUCGUCUCUAAUUAUCUGGAAUACGAUGCUCAGGGUCAAAUGACAGGUUUCCAGGAUGAUCUAAUUCAUGUGUUUAAUAAGAACGAGGGGGCGAUACACGACUCCGAUUAUUUCCAGAAUUUAGAACAUCGUAAUAACAUCGUCCUAAUCGGGGAUUCCAUUGGAGAUCUUCACAUGGCUGAUGGAGCUGUAGGGGUAAAAAAUAAACUCACUGUAGGAUUUCUUAAUGUAAAGGUUGAAGAGAGUCUGGAGUUGUACAUGAGGAGAUAUGAUAUCGUGAUAUUGGAGGAUGAGACUUUAGACGUAGUGAACGCGAUUCUAAGGAAGGUGCUACAGAGUAAAAAUUAGACCUCACUCACAGCAGGAUCUGUCUCCUUAUCGACAUUAGUGCAAAUUAAGUCUUUCAGUGCAAUGUUAAUAUGGAAGUAGAAGUGUUCAGCUUAUAUGGAGUGAAUGGUAGACUGAUUUGUCCCCCUUUGAUCUGAAUCAUAAAUGGUAUAUUGAAUGAAGCAUGCAAUGUAUGCUAUAUAUAUAAGAGUGCGAUAGGUUAGUGUCAUUUUACGAGGGUGGGGGCUUAAUCCAUUUCUUUUAUUUGAUAUGUAUGUUUCAGUUGUGAAUACAGACUUAUAUGCAAUUCUAUAGACUAGUUGUGUUAAGGAAUUUUUGGUAU
Saccostrea cuccullata (small rock oyster) is the source of this 1291-nucleotide messenger RNA. RefSeq names its product 7-methylguanosine phosphate-specific 5'-nucleotidase A-like. Gene Ontology annotation, cellular component: cytoplasm. The transcript has 9 exons. Bases 7 to 969 code for a protein of 320 amino acids. Lineage: Eukaryota; Metazoa; Mollusca; Bivalvia; Ostreida; Ostreidae. Gene Ontology annotation, molecular function: 5'-nucleotidase activity; magnesium ion binding. The record is from RefSeq and is a predicted model, not a curated record.